Molecule: messenger RNA, 1714 nt
Organism: Drosophila gunungcola (fruit fly)
Lineage: Eukaryota; Metazoa; Arthropoda; Insecta; Diptera; Drosophilidae
Product: glucose facilitated diffusion protein
Exons: 3
Coding region: 59-1531 (490 amino acids)
Biological process (GO): transmembrane transport
Cellular component (GO): membrane
Molecular function (GO): transmembrane transporter activity
Source: RefSeq, a predicted model, not a curated record
UCUGUUGGGCCCCAGUAACGAACGAGCAACCGAACGAAAGCUUUCGACUUUUUUAAGAAUGAGUGGAAAGCAAACCACUAAUGUGGAAGCAGAUCCCCUUCCCCAGAAGGAGGUGAUCAUCCUUGCCACCGCAGCACCGCCGGAGCGUCCAGAAGCCGCAGUUACCACUAACAACACUGGAUACUUUUCCCGUGUCAAUAGAAACAAAAACGCCUCCUAUGCAGUCUUCUUUCUACUCGUCUAUGGCGGCAUGGAUAUGGCCGCCAGCUUGGGCUGGAAUCAAACCUACAGCGUUUUCCUAAUCACGGAGUAUUCGUACUGUUGGUUCAUUGGUGUGAUCAUUGGAGCAUUGGCCGUCAUUCUCACCAUGUCAUUUCUGCCCAAGCAGGUCUUCUAUUUCCUUGGAGGUAUACUUCAGCUAACCGGCUCCAUUUUAUUUACCGCUAUGCCUGGCAACUACGGGGCCUGUCUGGGCGCCCGAUACUUGGCCGGCCUGGGUAUUGGACUGAUUACGGUGCCCUUCCUCAUCCACAAUGCUGAGGUGGCGGCCACCAACGUGCGCGGCGUCUGCGGCGGAAUGGAGCAGAUCGGCCUGGCCUUGGGAAUCGAAGUACAGGUGGUCUUCACCACGGAGUGGGCAUCGAUACUGGGAACCUCCCCCAACUUGGUGCACGGCAUCAUCGGGAUUGUGUUCUCGUUGCUGGGCCUGGGAAUGACUGCCCUGACGAUUGAGUCGCCAAUCUAUUACCUACGUCGAAAUCAGGAAAGCUUGGCGCGCCAGUGUCUGCAGAAGCUAAUGGGUAACUCUCCGAAUGGCGUCACUAGAGCGCUCGACGAGGCAAAGCUCUAUGUGGCGGAGAGCGACAGCCAGAGCCUGGGCGAGGAGCUGGUGGCCUCCGUGGGACCCUUCCUGAAGCUGCUCCUCUUCCGCUGCUUCGUCGCGUUCUCCUUCUCCCUGCCGCUGACCAUGUCGAUUAUCUCGAGCACCGCAGUGGCGGAGGGAGCUCUCAGCGUCUGGCCAAUGUAUGUGUUUGGCUCAGUGCGGCUGAUCAGCGCUCUGGUGGCUCUUUGCUUACUGGACACAUUGGGUCGCAAAGCGGUUUCGCUGGUGGGCCUGCUCUGCAUGGCCGGACUGAUGCUGGGCCUGGCGGCUCUGUACGCCGACAUGGCCAAUAUAGUUGCGUGGAAACCCAUGGUCCAGGCCUGCAACAUCGGAAUGGCAUUCCAGGCAGUCGCCGGACUCUUCGUCUGCAGCUCGUCCGCCUACAUGGGCGAGGCUUUUCCCAUGCGGGUCAAGUCUACUCUGGUCGGACUGAUCGUCAUCGUGGAGCAGCUCAUCCACGUCAUCGUACUCGCCUGCCUAAGCUCUAUGUCCAGUGGGGAAAUCUUUUUCCCGUACUUUCUGUCCGUGGGCAUUAUCAUGCUGCUGGGCAUGAUUUUCUUUGCAGUAUCUAUGCCGGAGACCAAGAAAAUUACAUUGCGAGAGGCUGGCCACCGCUUCCAGAGGUGGUUUGAUCUUAGUUUCUACUAGGCGUUGGAAACCUCACUGGAAAACUCAUUAUCCUUGUUCAAAUUCUCGUUUGUUUAUAUGAUAAUUUAGUUUAAUAAAACCAGCUUAUAAGUGAACAUUAAAAUGGAAGUAUGCUGUGGGAAAACAAUUAUCAGCCUAAUCAAUCAAAUAACUUGCAAAAAUAAAUGUGGAACAAUGACGUCA